AUGUGGGGCGGCGAUAAGUGCUGCCGGGGGGUCGACCUCAACCGGAAUUUCGACCAUCAUUGGGCCGAGACCGGGUCCAGCUACGAGCCCUGCUCCAACCUGUACCACGGCGACUACGUGUUCAGCGAACCGGAGGCAUCCUCCGUCCGAAAAUUCCUGGAAACGGAAGAGAUGUGGGGCAAAACGGACGCCUUCCUGACGCUGCACACCUAUGCACAAUUGUGGAUCUACCCCUUCAGUCAUCAAGAAGUCACAUACCCGAAGGAUAUUGACGAAUUGAAAAGAACAGCUCGAAAAGCGGUGUCCCGGCUAGAAAACGUGUACGGUACCGUCUACAGGAUGGGAACGGGAGCGGAUACCUUAGCUCCCGCAUCCGGCGGCUCCGACGACUGGGCCAAGUCGAAGAUGCACGUCAAAUUCGUGUACUUGAUCGAGUUGAGGCCCGAAGAACAUCUCUCCCACGGCUUCAUCCUCCACAAGAAGGAGCUGAUCCCGACCGGCAUCGAGACGCUGGAAGGCCUUAAAGAGCCAAAAGCGAAAUCCCCGGAAGAAAUCGAGAAGCUACGCCGCGAGCAGGUCGCCAAGAAACGCGAAUUGGAAGCUCGGAAAAGAGAGCCGCUCGUUGUCGAGUACGCGAUUACCGUAAGAUAUCGGGUGAGCCGUGGCGGGCAUGUGGCUAUCCUGGACAACGAGCGUCGCCUCGAACAAAUCCGACUCCGCGAGGCCGAGGAUCGACGUAAAGAGGAGCAACGCGUAGCCGAGGAGGAGCGACAGAAAGAAGUGGCCAAACUGGCUGAGCUCGAGAAGAAAAAGGCGGAGGAGGAGCUCGAGAAGGAGAAGAUCAAAGCCAUCGAGCCGAUCGUGCGCGUCGCCCGCAAGCUGGUCGACGGCCGCAUCGAGGAGAAGGAGGUCGAGGUGUUGGAGGCCCAAUCCGACACCGGCCGCUCAGACGCUUCAUUGGUUACGGUAGCCGAAAUGGAGCUUCCACCGAAGUCGAGCACUGCCGCCUACACGACCUACUCUCCGCUGCGCAUCCCACCAAAUGCCGUCACGCAGAGUUAUACGAGGUACGUCCCCAUCGCGUUCCGGGACCCGUCCUGCCGAGAUCUCCGGUAUUCGUGCUCGUUCUGGCUGAAGAACUCGCCGGAGGUGUGCGUGACACAGCGUUCUUUCAUGCGCGCCCAGUGCGCCUACACGUGCCGCUUUUGCCAGCCGGCCGGCGAGGCGAUCAUGUACGCCGAGCCAGUGCGUCGCCUGCUGCGGCUUCAUCGGGACAAAGAAGACGAGGAGGACAUCGAGACGGGCGGCACGCCGAAGAACUCGAAAAAGAAGUCGAUGAAGCGGACGCAUAUCGUGGUGGCGCAGGGGAAGAAUGUCUUCGAGAUAGACGAAGAAGCCAGGUCGAUUCGAAAAGUUUCCAAGCCAAGCCGCCAACUCACCGUAGCCGUCCACCCUGCCCCGAGUACGCCACGCUCCCUUCCGGCUACACCACUCGGAAAUCAGGCGCCAGUUUCGUUUGACGACGUCCCAAGGGGAAAAAUUGCGAAG
Molecule: messenger RNA, 1548 nt
Organism: Mesorhabditis spiculigera
Lineage: Eukaryota; Metazoa; Nematoda; Chromadorea; Rhabditida; Rhabditidae
Source: the annotation of a GenBank genome assembly